AUCUAGCUCUUGAUGGUCCUUGUAUGGAGAGUACAGAUGCCAGAAAAAUUUGUUUCACAAAAUAGUAUAUUUUAUUUAACAAAAGGAAGAUUUACAGAAAAUUCUAGUCCAACUGAAAAAUGAACUCAGGUUUCACUGCCACCAGUUUGAUCACCUGUGCUUCCGUGCAUUUCCAUUUAAUGGUGUGUUGCGAAGUAAACAAAGAUGCUGUUGGUGAACAUUGAAUGCAAACCAAAUUUUUAAUUUAUUGUAGACCGUAUUCUUUUGCACUUCGUGCAGAAAGGAAACAUGGAAAUGUGUCAAGAAAGAAACUGAGCCUAUUGAUUAGGUAAUAAAUAUGCCGAAUGAUGAUAAACUGAAAGCCCUUUUGUCAGAUUUGGGUCGAGCCACUCUGCGGGGUGUAAGAAAGUGUCCCAAGUGUGGCACAUACAAUGGAACUCGGGGGCUUAUUUGUAAGAAUAGAGCCUGUGAUGUUGUGUUCAAAGAAGGAGGAGAGAAGAGGAAAAUGUCAACAGAGGCUUGCAAACUUAUAACAGGCACCACAACACAGGUAUUCUCGGUAAGAGUGAGGGACAAGGGGCCAGAUUAUCGGGGCUUUGUCCAGCUUCCAGUAAUUCAGGCAUCUGAUUCAACAGAUUCAUUGGAUUCAGAAGCAGCUCUCAUCACACAGACAUCUGCACUGUGCUUUGUAGAUACUUGUCAGAGAUCAUUUGAUGCCAGCAUUCUUAAAUGUCAUGAGAAGACUGCUCCUCUGACUCCAACAACAUGUCAGCACAUACAAGCAGCAUUAAGGUGCUAUGCAGAGGCACAACCUCUUACACUCAAGAAUUCAGUGUUGUCAUCCCUGAAUGUUAGCAAUGAAAUAAAACAGGCAGUAUGGCUACUGGCAACUGAGACUACAGGCCCAUUGGUGCAGAGAGUAUCAAAAAACAUCAUGGCUGUUAAAUGUAAGGCAAGCCCUAAGCAUCCACUGGGUUACCUCCAUUUUAGCUUCUUCAUGUCCAAAUUGAAGGAUAGAAUUGAGAACAAGUAUUUCUGCAGUUGCACUGCAUUUAAGGGACAAGUGAAGCAAGCCACAAACAAAGAAGACCCUACAUUCAAGCGUUGUGUUCAUUUUUAUGCUUGCAUCUGCGCAUUUGCUAGUGACCUGAAAUUAAAUGAAGAGUUCUCAUAUUACAUCAACCUCGACAAGUUUCCUGUAGCUUUGCCCUCUACCCCCACAACUCCUACAGAACAGCAGCAACAUCUGGUGGCAAUUCUGAGUGAUGAAGAUGGGACUGGAACUUGUGAAGUUGAAGUUGAGGUUCUAAGAGAGGAGGCGGCUUUGCUAGAGGCUACAGGCAUCACUGUUGCUGAUGAUGUUACAAUAGCACAGGUCCAUGGCCUAGAAGUGUUGUCCACUGAACAAGUACAAUUUCAGAUUCAAGCAAUGGAUCCAGACUCUCUAAACUUCAGUGAGAGUAUCUUACAAGACACACCUGAAGAUCUGCAGCCAACACAAACAACACAGCAGUUAGAGAUGCUGAGUGUGAAACGUAAGCGGCAGGAUCAUAACAUAGUGACACCAUUGCAAGAGGUGGGUGGCAAAAAACCAAACUCUACCAGGAAAAAUAAUUCUGCCAUUGGAGUUAGGAAACAAGAACCAGUAGAUGAAAAUGCAGCUAACGUUACAUUUAUCCAGUGGUUGGCAUCUGUGACAGAGAGGAUAAAUCAGGCAAUGCACUUCCAGUUCAGUGGGAAGCCAGACGCACUAGUAUUCCAUGUUCCACAGUUGUUCUUUGACUGCUUGAGAGAACGAAUUUCAUGCGGAGGGAAAAAGAAACGAUUACCAAACUUUACAACUGGCUUUGUACGACGUGAUGCUGUUCCACUUGGGACAUUCACCAAGUACACAUGGCACAUCACAAACAUCAUUCAUGUGAAGCAGAUAUUUGAGACACCAUUGAUGCCAUUGGAGAUCACCCGCAGCUUUGUGGAGAAUCGUGAUGGUACCUAUGAACCUUUCCAUCGACGUAAAGAUGAGAAUGAGGCUUUCCGAAAAACCGAUAGCCAGCCUCUAAUAAAACCUCUGGAGUUGAAAACGUAUCUUAGAGUUGGCAAUAUGUCGCCUGAUCAGCAGGAGCCAACACCAUUCCUCAUAGAGUGGAUACCUGACAUCCUUCCACUCAGCAAGAUCGGGGAACUGCGAAUUAGGUUUGAGUUUGGGCAUCAGCGCAAUGGACAGCCUGAGAAGAGAAUUCAGCGACCAUUAGCUCGGACUCUUCCUGAUAUAUCUAUCACACGCAUUACGAAUCAACAUGUACUGCAACUGUAAUGUGUAAGAAGAGAGCAUAGUUACAAAAAGAAAAGGGGGAAGGGUAUUAAGCCCUAUGGUUUGCACCUGCUGUAAUUAUAGUGCAACUGUGUAGGAAGGGUCACGUCCCUUAACAGAUGUGGGGCCAGUCUUCCAGCUUAUUGACAGUAUUACAUUUGUUACACCACAAAUAUGUGGAGAAGAAAAUGUCUGAGAUUCCUCGAUUGAAUGGAGUCACUAUAUAAUUGAAUAAGAUGAAUGGUGAUCUCUAAUGUGAGUAGGGUUUGGUCUAUAGGAAAAUUGGAUCAGUUGUUUGAAAGUUACAAUAAUGCAGAGUAGAUUGGAUCAGGGAGCCAUAAUAUAAGUAGGUCUAAUCACAGUUAGCUAUUCUGUAUCACAACUGAAAUCAGAUUUUAUACAGCUUUCAGUUUUUUAGAGAAAGAAGAUAUUUCUGAAUAAUUCAGAACUUAAAAUAAAUACAUGGAAAUUGAGAAUAGACACUGAACCACAGCAAGUAUUAUGAUUGUAUUAAUCAUAUUAGUAGAGCUUGUGUUGUUGUAUGCUUGUAUGUAGACGUUAUUUGCUUAGAAAAAUUGAAUGUACUUUGCCAUUGGUAACAACCAGGAAAAUGCCCAUGUUGUAAGAAAGUUUACAAGGAGAUUUUGUGUGCUACUGGCGGCAAUGUCUGUUAAUUUCUUUUUAUCAAAGGAUGUCUCUGUAUGUUUAGUAAAGAGACUGAUGUAUACUAUAAUCUGUGAAUAAAUGUAACUGACAUAUGUAUAUAUAGAUAGACAUGUUGGCUUAAAAAAUUUUAUUUUCAGAUUUUAAAAUAGAAAUGAUCUGUUGUGUUUGCCAGAUUCUUUUAUUGAAAAAUGCAUAUCUUACCAUAUGAUUAAUUAUAAAAAUUUAUUAGGACAGUGUACACGUUGCUGGAUAUAUGUAUAUUGAGUAUAUAAUAUGUUAACCCUUUAUAGCCCAGUGUAACUGUCUACUUUAACAGUCAGUAAUGCCACUUUUGUAAUUAUGUGUUUUUUAUGAUUCUAACUGUAAACAACAUUAAGUAGUUGAUCUUUGUAAUAUAGAAGUGUCAUGUUUUCUUUCUGGUAUGGAAAGAAUUCUUUCAUAUUAUUCAGAUAACUUUGGCUUCAGUGGUUUAACCACUUUUAAAAUUCCUUCUAUAUGCCCUGUGUUUUGAAAAUGAGUCACAUUCUACCACAUAAUUGAGUAGAUGAUGGCAGUGAGUAUGAUAAUUGGCAGAGCUGAGAAUUAUACACAAACAUCUGUGCCCUAGAUUAGAUCGAGCUACUAGCAUGUCUCUCUGGUGGCUAUUGAGAAAUCAAAGUAUCUGACAAAAAUUGCCAAUUAGUCACUUGAAAAAUCUAUAAUUAUCCAGAUCCUGCUAACCAGAAUAAAAUAUGAAAUAAAACAAAUGGUUUUAUUUACAGAAAUAGAAUAAAUUGCAUAUAUGUUGAAGCUACUUUUGGAAUUAAAAAUAUAACACACGGAAACCCACUUAUAAUUUAGAUGCUCUUAUACAUGUACAGCUUAUAUUGAGAGACUAAAUUGUUUUGAAAUGCAUAUACAAAGAAAGAGUAUUAUUAGGAAAAAGAUAUAAGAAUGUACAGUUAUUUCAACACUAAUAUUUUUGCUGCUAGAAUAUAUAUGGCUUGGAUUUUGUUCUUGUAUGAUAUAUCUUUUUCUUUCAAAAGAUCCUUGUAUAUAUAAAAUUAAAAUGUACAGUAAUAUAUAGCAUAUCAGUAGUAUGUUCCUCCAAAACACUAAAAAUUCUGUUACUAGCAGAUAAGUUAGUGCAAUCAUGGAAUAUGUAAAUAAUAGCCAGUCAUCAUCAGUUCAUACUAUAACCUUAUGAAUUUUUUUGAGGUACUUGUGGCAGUGAAGGUGUCAUUGUUGUGUUCUGAGUUAUGUGGUAUGGACUUGUGGACAGUUAGUUACCAUUGUUUUGGAAGGUGAAGAUUGGGGCAGCAUGUGCCUGCAAAAUGUUGGUAAUGUUAAGAAUUCUGUUACUAUCAGAUAGGUCAGUAGAAAUUAGUUUUCUUUUUAUAUUUUAUACAUAAAAUAGGUAGCAUAAUAUUAUUAUACUGGUAUAUAUUUUUGGCUGUUUCAAUCAUCUUGCUUUUUGUAUAAAAUUUUUUGUUAGAAGCCAGGCUCUGCUUUUGUCAUUAGCUAGAAAAGUGAAACCUGCUUCAUUGUGCUAAUUAGAUGUAGCUAUCUCUCUGGAAAUGGAGAUUAGCUCCAUCUAAUGGACCCCAACAGAGUAGUUUUCUCCCUCAUACCUGAUGACAAGCAGAGCCUGGGUUAUGAAAUGAGAUGAUGGAAAAAGACCAAAUCUUCAGACUUAUAGCAUAAUAUUAAUUUAAUUUGUAUGCCUUCAUAACCAGGUUUAUUUUGAUAAGAAAAUUAAAGCAGUUUUAAAAAUACGUUUAAAACUGUAAAUGCAGUUACUUUUGAUUUAAGGUUUUUGAAUGAUCUUUUACAAUUCAUUCUUUUAUUUUGUGUUACUGGUUUUUUAUUCUCUCUCCCCGCAUCACAUGUUGCAUGUUGUCCACUGAGUUGUUUAUGAUGUCCCAUUUCAGGAGUUGGCUAUACCCCUUAUAUGUGUAUCAAAUAUACUUCAGACAAUGGACAAUAUGCAGUAUACCUAUGAUAUAAUGAAAUGACUGUUGCUGCAAACAUUUCAUGCAUUGGUUAAAUUUCUCCUGUGAUUGUAUAUAAAAAUGUUAUUUGUGAUUCUGUCUUCUCAUAAUGCUGUUUCAUUAAUUUAAUUAUUGUUGAUUUCUUCAAGGAUUAAAUGUAAUAUAUUAUAUGUAAUGUAUUAUUUUGUUGUAGUGUAAGACUUUUGUUUGAAAAUAUUUGAGUACUGGAUAUGUAUUGAAAUAAAUUAAGUAAAUGUACAUUUGCCCCAUUUUCAUAAAAUGUUACCCUAAUUGCACAUAUGAACAAAAGUUGAUUUAAUUAAAAUUUAAAAAUAGUCAACACUAUUAAGUUUCAUAUAACCAUUGUACAGUUUAGACGGCACAUAUGCCGAAGACAUUUUUGUAUAUUAUUUCCUAAUGUUAUAUAAAUUAACAAAGUUGUGACUUUGUGGGAUAUUUUGUACAUAUUUUAUGUUGGAGCAUGUUUUUUAUAUGUAAAAAUUUGCAAAUAAUUCUUAAAAGUACAGGGAUGAGAAAUUGUUUGUUUCUGAUCUCUCAGAACCUAAUCACGCUAUCAAUCUGUAAAUAAUUGUGUGGUUAUAGCCUAUGAUGGUUCAGAGAUAAAUUAAUUUUGCAUAUUUUCUUUUCAUAACUAUGUAUUGCUACAGUUGGCUUACAGAUUUUGACACAUCCAUUACAAGUAAAGAGUAGUAACAUUAUAUACGUAUCUGAAAAAGUUUUGUUGUGUUUCAGAAUCAAAUGGCCUAAGAAUCACAUACAUGACUCACUUGUACAUUUCCCUUGAAAUGAAGAGAUGUUUUCAGAGCUUUGUUUGCAUCUGUUGAGAUUGGUUAUGAGGAGGAUGGUGAACAACAUAAGCCUCCUAUUCAACUGUGACAGUACAAACAAGGCUGUGACACUCAUGGAAAAAUAUUAAAUUUAAUUGUAUGUUCACAAUAACAAAUAGCCAGUUCAGUGGAGUAAUCAUUAAAGCUGUGAAGCUUCAUUCUUUCAUCCCACUGAAUGUGAUAAAAUAGUAUUUUUAUUUCUGCUUGUAUAAUUUAUCUUUUAUGUAACCAUAUUUGGCUUCUAGUUUUAACAUCAAUAUUUUCAGACCAGUAUAGUUUUCCUGUCGUAAUUUGGUAUUAACUCAUUGGCAUAGAAUUCAUUUUAGUAUACUGGGCCCUCAGUGUUAAUGCACAGUGUUUUGUGAAAUAAAUUAAAAGUGCCAUGAUGGGAUAGUCUAAUCUAAUUGUUCCGAUAGCACAAGUGGUGUGCAUGUCUUUCUUUGCUGCAGUAUAUAAUCUUAUACCUUUAAAAAUAAAUUAACUGUCCAGUUUUAAUGACAA
This is a messenger RNA of Zootermopsis nevadensis, 6296 nucleotides long. RefSeq lists its product as uncharacterized. NCBI's taxonomy places the organism in Eukaryota, Metazoa, Arthropoda, Insecta, Blattodea, Termopsidae. The record is from RefSeq and is a predicted model, not a curated record. Gene Ontology annotation, cellular component: nucleus.